AUGAUUCAUGGCCCAUGCGGUACUUUUAAUCUUUCAUCGCCUUAUAUGUCAGAUGGAAAAUGUACAAAAAAUUUCCCUAAAGAUUUCACUAACGAUACAAUCACAAAUGUCGACGGAUAUCCAAUAUAUCGUCGAAGGAAUCCAGAUAAUGGCAGACAAUCAUUUAUUAAAAACAUCAGCAACACAGCCAUUGAUAUUGACAAUCGUUGGGUCGUGCCAUAUUCGCCCCUGCUGAGCAAAACAUACAAUGCUCAUAUUAAUGUUGAGUUCUGCAGUUCUGUGAAGAGCAUCAAAUACAUUUGCAAGUAUGUCCAUAAAGGCAGUGAGAUGGCGGUGUUUAGAGUAGAAAAUACCAAUGUGAAUGCUCUUCCAGUAAAUAAAAACGAUGAAAUAACGCUCAACCAAAUAGGUCGGUACAUCAGCUCCAAUGAAGCUGUUUGGCGUAUCUUUGGUUUUCCAAUUCAUGAACGGGAUCCAGCAGUUGUUCAGUUAGCCGUUCAUCUUGAAAAUGGUCAGCGUGUAUAUUUCACGAACGAGACAGCGAUUGAUCGUGCUAUAAAUCCACCAAAAACUACACUCACUGAAUUUUUUGAAUUGUGUAAUCGUGCGGAUGAUUUUGGUGCCUUUGCACGUACUUUACUCUAUUCACAAGUACCACGCUAUUUCACAUGGGCUCAAACAAAACAAUGGAUACCCCGCAAGCAAGGCUCACCAGUUGAUUCAUGCCCCAAUUUAUUCAAAUCAAACGCCUUGGGGCGAGUAUUUACAGUGAAUUCAAGACAGACUGAGUGCUUUUAUCUUCGACUAUUGUUGGUUAAUGUUACUGGCCCAUUGUCAUUUCAAGAUAUACGUAAAGUAAAUGGGCAACAGUAUACAACGUAUAAAGAUGCAUGCCUUGCACUCGGCUUGCUAGAAGAUGACAAUCAGUGGGAAUGUAUGCUUGCUGAAGCAGCAUUGAACUGGACAGCAAUACAAAUUCGUCUACUAUUCGCUAUAGUGUUGACUACAUGUUUUCCAGUCCGAGCAGAGAUAUUGUGGGAUAAUCACAAAGAUUCAAUGACUGAUGAUAUAUUGCAUCAACAUCGUAAACGGUGUAACGAUCUAGCGAUAACAUUCAGCGACGAUAUGUACAAUGAAGCUUUGAUUGCUAUUGAGGAUCUUUGA
Cotesia glomerata is the source of this 1164-nucleotide messenger RNA. RefSeq lists its product as uncharacterized. The transcript has a single exon. Bases 1 to 1164 code for a protein of 387 amino acids. The record is from RefSeq and is a predicted model, not a curated record. NCBI's taxonomy places the organism in Eukaryota, Metazoa, Arthropoda, Insecta, Hymenoptera, Braconidae.